Messenger RNA from Thamnophis sirtalis, 1073 nucleotides. Lineage: Eukaryota; Metazoa; Chordata; Lepidosauria; Squamata; Natricidae. The record is from RefSeq and is a predicted model, not a curated record.
CUGUAUUUUGGGAAGAAGAGACUUAAAAUCCAGAAAAGAUCAAAAAAGCUAAUUCUCCAAAAUGUCAUAUAGACAAGGUUUAGAGAAAUACCGAGAUCUAGAUGAAGAUCAGAUCCUUGGAGCACUGACAGAAGAUGAAAUUAAGAUGCUAGAAGAUGAGCUACUGGAACUUGAUCCAGAUAAUGCAAUAUUACCUGCAGGAAUGAGACAGAAAGAUCAGACCAAGAAAAACCCCACAGGCCCUUUUAACAGGGAUGUUCUUCAGGCACAUUUGGAGAAGCAGGCAAAUGACACUAAAGACCGAGAUGAUCUGGUUCCCUUCACGGGAGAGAAAAGAGGAAAAAUUUGGGUCCCCAAGCAGAAAGCUAUUGAUCCAGUUUUGGAAAGUGUAACUCUGGAACCAGAAUUGGAGGAAGCCUUGGCAAAUGCUUCUGAUGCUGAACUCUGCGACAUUGCUGCUAUUCUUGGCAUGCAUACAUUGAUGAGCAACCAACAAUAUUACGAAGCACGAGGGACUACAACUAUAGUCAACAAAGAAGGAUUGGACAGUAUAAUUAAGCCCACACAGUAUAAACCAGUUCCUGAUGAGCCAAAUUUGACCAAUGUAGAAGAAACUUUGGCACGAGUGAAAAACAAUGAUCCAGAACUUCAGGAAAUUAAUCUCAAUAAUAUUAAGGAUAUUCCUGUGCCUAUUUUGAAAGCUUAUGCUGAAGCUCUGAAGACUAACACCUAUGUGAAAAAGUUCAGCAUAGUAGGAACAAGAAGUAAUGACCCUGUUGCUUUUGCGUUGGCAGAAAUGAUAAAAGAAAACAACGUAUUGAAAAGCUUAAAUGUGGAAUCAAAUUUUAUUACUGGAUCUGGAAUCCUGGCCCUGAUAAAAGCACUGCAGAACAACACAACACUAAUUGAACUCAAAAUUGACAACCAGUGCCAGCUUUUGGGCAACAAGGUAGAAAUGGAAAUCGCCAGCAUGUUAGAAAAAAACACCUCUCUCUUGAGGUUUGGUUAUAACUUCACUCAACAGGGACCCAGACUUCGGGCAUCCAAUGCUAUGAUGAACAACAAUGAUCUAG